Molecule: messenger RNA, 2928 nt
Organism: Erythranthe guttata (spotted monkey flower)
Lineage: Eukaryota; Viridiplantae; Streptophyta; Magnoliopsida; Lamiales; Phrymaceae
Gene: SVL1
Product: SHV3-like 1
Biological process (GO): lipid metabolic process
Molecular function (GO): glycerophosphodiester phosphodiesterase activity
Source: RefSeq, a predicted model, not a curated record
AAUCCCAGAACACGAAACUCUCUCUCUCCUUCCUCUCUCUCUCUCUCUCUAAAAUCCAGCCCCUGUAGAGAGAGAAACAUCUUCAUUUUUCUCCGGUGAAUAUUUGUUUAUUUAUUCUCUCUCUCUGCUACACAUUUCCCGAGAGAGCAGUAAUCUGAGAAGUGAAAAGUACACAGAAGAAGAAGAACAGCUCAAUUUCACUCAGCCGCCUGCCCGCCCGCCGGCGGUUAUUCGAAUCAGUUAACCAACCGGAGAAAAGCUGCCUCCGGCAAUGUUGAAGUUCCGGCCGGUUUUCUGCUUGUUUUCGUUUCUCCUUCUUUGCUCGUCGUCGGUUUUGGUUUCUGCUCAAAGAUCUAGAACCAGAGGCAGCCCAUGGCAAACGCUUAGCGGUAAUGCUCCUUUGGUCAUAGCGAGAGGUGGAUUUUCGGGAAUAUUCCCCGAUUCGAGUUUAUAUGCAUAUUCACUAGCAGUACAGACAGGUCUGCCCAAUUUACACGCGUGGUGUGAUGUUCAGCUCACGAAAGAUGGAGCUGGAAUCUGCUUCCCCGAUUUGCGUCUUGAAAACGCUUCGGACAUUGACAACAUAUACAAAAACCGUCAAAAGACGUAUGAUGUCAAUGGUGUCUCAACUCAAGGAUGGUUUUCUGUCGAUUUUACCCUCGAGGAACUAGCACCUGUAAACAUGAAGCAAAGGAUUUUUUCUCGCGCCCCAAAUUUCGACGGUACUCUAAUGCAAAUUCUUACAGUUGAUGAUGUAGUUAGCCAAACAAAACCAUUUGGCUUAUGGCUAAACAUACCGCACGAUGCAUUUUUCGGACAACAUAAUUUGAGUAUGAGGGGCUUUGUUCUUGCUGUAUCUCGAAGAGUGAUUGUUGAUUACAUUUCAUCGCCUGAGGUGGGAUUCCUGAGGAGCAUUGCAGCAAGAUUCAGAACGGGCCGCACAAAGCUCGUGUUCCAGUUUAUGCAGCCCGAUGACGUGGAGCCCACAACCAACCAAACAUAUGGCUCGCUCCUGAAUAAUCUUACAUUGAUCAGAACCUUUGCCUCGGGAAUAAUUGUCCCUAAGUCUUACAUAUUGCCAGUUGGCAAAGACCAGUAUUUGCAGAAUUCCACCUCGCUCGUGGUGGACGCUCACAAGGCUGGUCUAGAAGUUUUCGCAUCGACUUUUGCUAAUGAUGCAGCUUUUGCGUACGAUUACAGCUACGAUCCUGUGAAUGAGUAUCUCUCGUUCAUUGAUAAUGGCAAAUUUUCUGUUGAUGGUGUGCUGUCUGAUUUCCCAAUCACUCCAUCUGAAACUAUAGAUUGCUUCGCUCACUUGGGCAAAAAUGACACCGUUCAGUCAAAUAUUUUGGUUAUCUCGAACGAGGGAGCAAGUGGUGACUAUCCUGGUUGUACAGACAAGGCAUAUGAGAAAGCUGUAUCGGACGGUGUAGAUAUUCUCGAUUGUCCUGUCCAAAUAUCGAACGAUGGAGUACCUUUUUGCUUGGGAUCUAUCAAUCUCAGGGAAAGAACAAAUGCUGCCCAAUCAGACUUCAGCAAUCUUGCGAUAACUAAUCCGGACCUUAACAUAGAGGAUGGAAUUUUUGCCUACAACCUGACAUGGACCCAAAUUCAGACAUUGAUACCUGCUAUUUCAAAUCCCUAUUCGAAUUUUUCGCUGUUCCGCAAUCCAAAAAACAGAAAUUCGGGGACCUUAAUGCAGUUAUCUGAUUUUUUGGCGUUCGCGAAUACCGCACCUUCUGUCUCUGGAGUCUUGAUCAGCAUUGAGAAUGCUGCCUACCUAGCACAGAAGCAAGGCUUAGGUGUAACCGAUGCAGUUUUGGAAGCCCUAAGCACAGCCGGUUAUAACAAUCAGACCACCAAAAAAAUAAUGAUAAAAUCCAGCGAAAGUGCAGUGCUCACAAAAUUCAAGAGCACAACCAAUUACGAUCUCGUUUAUCUCAUCGAUGAAGAUAUUCGAGAUAUUUUGAACUCCACCAUUUUGCAGAUUAAAAAAUUCGCUAGCUCCGUGGUUAUUUCGAAAAGAUCUGUUUUUCCGACAGAGAGGGCAUUUCUAGUCGGAGAAACGCCUGUUGUUCCGAAGCUGCAGGCAUUUAAUCUUACGGUGUAUGUGCAGUUCUUCAGGAAUGAGUAUGUUUCUCAGCCUUGGGAUUUUUUCUCCGACGCGUAUGUAGAGAUUAAUACACAUGUAUCGUACAUGGAAAUCAACGGUGUAAUAACUGACUACCCUGCCACCGCUGCUAGAUACAAAAGGAACCGUUGUUUAGGGUACAAAGACAUCCCGUUAUACAUGACACCCGUCCAGCCUGGCGGUCUUCUUACACUGAUGACAAGUCAGUUCUUGCCUCCAGCCGAGGCUCCAAGUCCGGUCCUGACAGAGGAUGACGUGGCCGAACCUCCCUUGCCAGCUGUCAUCGUGAGGCCCAACACCACAGAAACGGGCCCCGGCACCACAGCACCGGGUCCCACCCCGGCUAACGGGGGGCCGCGUACACUCAUUGCCAGCACAAUCCUAUGUGGCAUUGCUAUUCUUCUUACAACCUUUGUUCUAUGCUGAGGGUUAGUAAGUAUAAAUUAUGCCCCCCGACCCCAUUUUGUUAUUGUUUAUAUCGUCGAAUUUGUCUGGAUUCGAGCUACUACUUCUGACAGAGCUUGUUCGGAUUAUUAUGUAUUUUGAGAAACUUUUGUAGGUAAUUUUUGAUUCUUUUGCAGUGUAUUUUGUUUGUUCUAAUUAUUGGGAUAUAUAUCUGUAUUUUGUAAUUUGUUUUUUCAUCGUUUUACGUCGAUGGUAUUGUUCUAUCGUUUCCGUGUUGUAAAUUCCGUUUACUGUGUGGAGACAUUCUUUUGAAACUUCUAAUAAUGUUUUCGACUCUCGUGGUUGUGUGGAGUCGAGAAUGAAAUCGAAUGUGAUACUCGCUUGGUUGGUCA